This is a messenger RNA of Laccaria bicolor S238N-H82, 424 nucleotides long. RefSeq lists its product as uncharacterized. NCBI's taxonomy places the organism in Eukaryota, Fungi, Basidiomycota, Agaricomycetes, Agaricales, Hydnangiaceae. The coding region runs from base 203 to 424 and encodes 73 amino acids. The transcript has a single exon. The record is from RefSeq and is a predicted model, not a curated record.
CAAGGGGGUAGCGGGACGUGGAUCCCGAACCAAGGGUAGGUGGGGGGGGUGGUCUGGCCGAAGGCCGAAAAAAAAAAGUGACCCCCAUCAAUUUGCUGGUCGAAGUGGUCAGCGAUGUGCCUUUUGGAACUUUGGAUGUUUUAGUAGAGUUUGAGAUGCAGCAACACACGGAUUUCCGUGGAUGACGUUGCAUCCGAAGGUAAUGGUUCAAGGAUUUAGAGUCCCCGCCGCCGUAGUUCUUGCAUUUUUGGUUGGUUUUUUUGACCGUUUACACCCCGUGGCAAUCCUUGCUCCAUGCACCACCCCAUGCACAACGGAAACUCGAUUCCUCGACUCCCCAUUUACCUUUGAGGAUUUUCAACACACAUUGAUGCUCGGAAAGAAAUGCCGUCUCAUUUUGUCCUUACUUACCAUACAUCUUUGA